GCAGUCUUGGCUUCUUUUGCAGGUGCAACACAGGUGAUUCAUGAGCGGCUUCGGAACAUCACAGUAGGAGAAAAUGUCACUUUGCAAUGUCGGCUGGCCAAAAAGCACGACGUUGUUCAGAUCACCUGGCAGCAGGAGCAGGGGGAACAAGAGACCAACAUGGCUACUUACAGUGAGGCUGGUGGCACUACGAUACUGAGCAAAUUCAAAAGAAAUGUCCACAUGUCCCAAAGCGGACUGAUGGUUUCUGCCAUCACCUUCCAUGCUGUUACACUCAAGGAUGAAGGCUGUUACAAGUGCAUCUUCAAUGUAUUUCCCAUAGGACCCAUCACAGGCAGGACAUGUCUCAAGGUCUAUGCUCUAACACAACCCAAAGUGAUGGUGAGGCGUGUAUUGGAUCCAGGCAAUGCUGAGGAAGAAGUGCUGGAGAUAAGCUGCUCAGCAACAGGGAAACCAGCUCCAGAGAUCACCUGGAAGGUCACCAAACCUCUUCUGAUGGAACCAAAGCAGUAUGUCACCCAGCACCUAAACCAGACAGUGACUGUUGUCAGCAAUUUUUCUUAUGUCUUCCUCAAAGAUGUCUGGGACAACACAAUAACCUGUGUUGUUCAUCAUCCAUCUUUAAACACUGAACAAGAGGUGAUUUUACCUGGGAUUAUACCUGGGAUUAUACAUGUUCAAAAUGAAGAUCUGCUGCCAGGAACUUCUGCCACUAUCGCAAUUUGCAUUUUGGUGGCCAUGUUUUUCCUUGGACUAUUGCUCUUUCUGAUUUUGUACCACUGGAGGAGGCUACACCCAGCCAAUGAGAAGCAAGGCCUUCUAUGCAUGGUAAAUAUAUUGAUUGAUUGA
Messenger RNA from Lacerta agilis (Sand lizard), 849 nucleotides. Its product is annotated as OX-2 membrane glycoprotein-like. NCBI's taxonomy places the organism in Eukaryota, Metazoa, Chordata, Lepidosauria, Squamata, Lacertidae. The annotation marks the transcript as partial. The record is from RefSeq and is a predicted model, not a curated record. Gene Ontology annotation, molecular function: cell-cell adhesion mediator activity. The transcript is spliced from 3 exons.